AUCUGCCAUGGUCACUCUGAAGAAGAACAAAAACGCGAACGCAGAAUUGUAAAUCUGGAAAUUGCAAAUAAUACGAAUAAUCAAAUAACCCACGGCGAUAAUUAAUUAAAAAUGACUGGUCGUGGCAAGGGCGCAAAGGGGAAGGUGGUGCGCGAAAACGCGACGGACGAUAGGGACGAUUUUCUCGUGUACGCGGCCGAGAAAAUAAUCCAAAAGCGCGUUAGAAAGGGCACCGUGGAGUAUCGCGUAAAAUGGAAGGGCUGGAACCAGCGCUACAACACCUGGGAACCGGAGGUAAACAUCCUAGAUCGCCGCCUGAUCGACAUCUACGAGCAGAGCAACAAAUCCUCGGGCACGCCCUCCAAACGGGGUUUGAAAAAGAAGGAAAAGGAGCCCGAUCCGGAGCCGGAAUCCGAGGAGGAUGAGUACACCUUCACCGGCGACGAUGUGGAUACCAAUCAGGCCACCACCUCCGCGGCUGGUCAGGAUGCGGAGCCCAAGAAGGAGAAGAAGCACCAUCAGCAUCAUCACCACCACCAUCAUCACCACAUCAAGUCCGAACGCAGCAGUGGACGGCGCUCAGAAUCGCCACUGACCCACCAUCAUCAUCACCACCACCACGAGUCCAAGCGGCAGCGCAUGGACCACAGCUCCUCCUCGAACAGUAGCUCCACGCACAACUCAUUUGUCCCCGAGCCGGACACCAACUCAUCCAGCUCCGAGGAUCAGCCGCUAAUCGGUACCAAGCGCAAGGCCGAGGUACUUAAGGAGUCGGGCAAGAUUGGCGUAACGAUUAAGACCUCGCCAGAUGGCCCCACGCUGAAGCCGCAGCCGGUUCAGCAGCCAGCGCCUGUGCAACAGCAGCAACAGCCUUCCCAGGAUCAGCAGCAGGCGGAGAAGGUAGCCAGCGAUGCAGCCACCCCGCUGAAAUCCGAGCUGCAGGUCAGUCCACUGGCCGUUGAAGCCACAACCACAACGCCCGCUGAAUCUGGAGCUGAGGAAGAAGAGCUGGUCAGCGAGGAGGCCAACCCGCAACCCCCUCAGGUUGCUCCUGAGAACAACAACAUACCAAAACCGUGCAACAACCUGGCCAUUAACCAGAAACAGCCACUCACUCCCCUUUCACCGCGCGCUCUUCCCCCGCGCUUCUGGCUGCCGGCCAAGUGCAACAUAUCCAACCGCGUGGUCAUCACCGAUGUCACCGUCAACCUGGAGACCGUCACCAUACGAGAGUGCAAAACGGAGCGGGGUUUUUUUCGCGAGCGCGACAUGAAGGGCGACUCGUCGCCAGUAGCUUGAGCUACGGCCCAAACAAAAGCCGGCAAAACGAAACGGAAACCUGAAACAAUUGUAAAUAGACAAACCAAAACGGGGGAAAGUUGAGAGGAGCACUAACAAAUCCGCACUAGAUGUUGCUAAGCAUUUUCUCUAAGACAAAACUUAUUUAUUGUAUUUAUUUAUAGCGUAGUUAUUAGUUUGUUGUUUUAUUACAAUGUUUAAUGUGCAAGAGUAGCUUGAGCAAGCGCAAGUCGCUCAUUUACUAAAAGACUGAUUUCUCACUUCAAUAUUUACCCCUUGACUUAUACACUUUCUGAUUUAUUUAUCAGCCAUAUUUAUUUAUGAUAGUACGCAUUAUUGUCUUCUUCAUUUCUACAAUAUAGCUUAUUUGAGCUCUGGCGGUUUUUUAGUAAAUGAACGAAAUGCUGCGAGUGCUUAACUUGCCACUGCAAUAGAUUGUAAAACCUGCAGCAUAGAUAUGUAUGUCGUACAUAUAUUUAUUUACCACAUAUUGUAUAUUUUUCUAUAACAAUUUGAAUCUGAUUGAGAACAACACAACACACUCAUAUGCAACAAAACUCCAUGCGAAACCGAAGCAAUUGUUGAUUACGCUUGAUAUACAAUUAUAUACAACUAAAGAAGCAUAUAUUCGAGAAUGUCACCAUGUUUGCCAAGUUGGUAUCCCAAUGUUGUAAUUGUUUAAUAUUAUAUUUCCUCGCGCCGACUGAUUUUACAAAAGAAACCCCAAAAAGAUAUAUAUGUAGUUUGAUAAAUAUUUUUAGAAAUUAGCUAACCACAAUCUCCACUUAAUAUUUAUUUUAAAAUGUUCUACUAUUAGCAGUCAUCCAAGGCUCAAGUGUUGACUUUAUGGGCUCAGAGCGGUGCAGUGCACAUAUAAUUCCAAAUCGAGCCCAUAGACUCAAUACUUAACUCCUAUGAUUAUUACACUAUUUUUUACCGCUUUACAAAAGGAAACUGCGUGGGAACUGUGUGGAAUUCGAAAACUCUUGUUUGUUUCGCAUGGUUCCUGUGAGUUGGACUCCGUUUGUGUUAGCUAUUUAUUGGCUAGUUUUAGUUACGGCGCUAAUUCCACACAAAAGAAAAAAAAGAACAACUCAAAACAAGUAUUUUGAAGUUUGUAAUGUAGUGUUUAACUUUAAUGUUAUUGCCGGUAUCGAUUGUACAUAAUAAAUUAAAUAGAAGCAACCAAA
Drosophila elegans is the source of this 2489-nucleotide messenger RNA. RefSeq names its product polycomb group protein Pc (gene Pc). Bases 112 to 1299 code for a protein of 395 amino acids. The transcript has 2 exons. The record is from RefSeq and is a predicted model, not a curated record. NCBI's taxonomy places the organism in Eukaryota, Metazoa, Arthropoda, Insecta, Diptera, Drosophilidae.